This is a messenger RNA of Lipotes vexillifer (Yangtze River dolphin), 2216 nucleotides long. It is a transcript of the gene ERCC8, whose product is annotated as ERCC excision repair 8, CSA ubiquitin ligase complex subunit. Bases 439 to 1455 code for a protein of 338 amino acids. Gene Ontology annotation, biological process: proteasome-mediated ubiquitin-dependent protein catabolic process; protein polyubiquitination; transcription-coupled nucleotide-excision repair. Gene Ontology annotation, cellular component: nucleotide-excision repair complex; Cul4A-RING E3 ubiquitin ligase complex. Gene Ontology annotation, molecular function: protein binding. Lineage: Eukaryota; Metazoa; Chordata; Mammalia; Artiodactyla; Lipotidae. The transcript is spliced from 13 exons. The record is from RefSeq and is a predicted model, not a curated record.
CCUCAGUGUUCUGUCAUGGCGCCGUCCAGUUCACAAGCCGGUGUGAAGGGACGGGAUGCUAGGGUUUUUGUUGGCACGACAAGCGGGUUUAGACGACCCUCUUCGCCUUCGGAGAGCAGAGUCCACACGAAGGGUUUUGGGACUGGAGUUAAACAAAGACAGAGAUGUUGAAAGGAUCCAUGGCAGUGGAGUUAACACCCUUGACAUUGACCCUGUUGAAGGGAGAUAAAAUGAAGUUUCUUUUCUAAGAUGUUCAAGGAAAUAAAAUGUGAGUCAAGAAUUUUAUAUCCAACCAGACUAAUUUUCAAGUACAAAGGGACUAAUUAUCAGUAACAUACAAGAAUUCAGGGAGUGUUGUUCUCAUUAGGCCUUUCUUAAGAAUCUACUGGAGACUAAAAUCAGAACAAGAAUGAAUAGAGACAGCACCAGAAUUGAUGCAUGUUAUCAGGUGGUUCAGAUGGUGUGAUGGUGCUUUAUGAUCUUGAGAACUCCAGCAGACAACCUUAUUACACAUGUAAAGCAGUGUGUUCCAUUGGCAGAAGCCAUCCUGAUGUCCACAAAUAUAGUGUGGAGACUGUACAGUGGUAUCCUCAUGACACUGGCAUGUUCACAUCAAGCUCAUUUGAUAAAACUCUGAAAGUAUGGGAUACAAAUACGUUACAAAUUGCAGAUGUAUUUAAUUUUGAAGAAACAGUUUAUAGUCAUCAUAUGUCUCCAGUUGCCACCAAGCACUGUUUGGUAGCAGUUGGUACUAGAGGGCCCAAAGUACAACUUUGUGACUUAAAGUCUGGAUCCUGUUCCCACAUUCUACAGGGUCACAGACAAGAAAUAUUGGCAGUUUCCUGGUCACCGCGUUAUGAGUAUAUCUUGGCAACUGCAAGUGCUGACAGUAAAGCAAAAUUAUGGGAUGUGAGGAGAGCAUCAGGAUGUUUGAUUACUCUUGAUCAGCAUAAUGGGAAAAAGUCACAAGCAGUUGAAUCAGCAAACACUGCUCAUAAUGGGAAAGUUAAUGGCUUAUGUUUUACAAGUGAUGGGCUUCACCUCCUCACUGUCGGUACAGAUAAUCGAAUGAGGCUCUGGAAUAGUUCCAAUGGAGAAAACACACUAGUGAACUAUGGAAAAGUAUGUAAUGACAGUAGAAAAGGAUUGAAAUUCACUGUGUCCUGUGGCUGCAGUUCAGAAUUUGUUUUUGUACCAUAUGGUAGCACCAUUGCUGUUUAUACAGUUUACUCAGGAGAACAGAUAACUAUGCUUAAGGGACAUUAUAAAAGUGUUGACUGCUGUGUAUUUCAGUCUAAUUUCCAGGAACUUUAUAGCGGUAGCAGAGACUGCAAUAUUCUUGCUUGGAUACCAUCCUUACAUGAAUCAGUUCCUGAUGAUGAGGAGACUUCAACCAGAGCACAGUUAAAUCCAGCAUUUGAAGAUGCCUGGAGCAGCAGUGAUGAGGAAGGAUGACUAUCAUUCUUAGUACCUUUUUGUCUCUAUUGAUGAAACUUUUAAAACAGAACUGUUUUAUUUUUUUAAUUGUCCAGUGACAGCUAAAUUAGCCCUGAAUUUGGGUGGUUUUUUUCCUUUUUUUAAAAAUGAGGUUAAUAGUUGCAUGAAAUCCUGCAACAGAGUUCCAUAUAGUUUAUUUAAUCAGAGCAUGUCUCCUUGAUCCCAGUUGCUGGUGUCUGCCGCAGCCCAUGUAGCUAUAGUAGAAGGAGACAGGUCAUGGUAGCCCCUUUGUGGGAACUUGAGCAGAUUGUGUGAACAAUAAGAUGCAGUCUUAGAGGAUGAGCACGUAGAGGUUAUCAGCACUGACUUUCUUCUGCUGGUUGUACCAUCACCUUGCUCAUUUUCACUUUCAAGAAUGAUUUUACUGAGGAUUAUAUCAAAAAGUAUAGUUGAGAAGUUAACAUCAAAAUUUGUUUAUUGUUAUUUAUGUAUUCCAUUUUUGCAAUGAUUUCAUUUACUUAACCGUUGUCUAGCUUUAUGUUAAAUUUUCUUGAACUCAUUGCCUUCCACAAUCUAAAAAGUGCAUCACAGGAGGUAUUUAGCUUAGGGAAAAUACCAUGUGUCCUUUAUUUUAAUGCAUCAGAUGGCAGCUUAAACUACUCUUCUAUGAAUCUGUUUAAGAUGUGACCAAGUCCUACUUCAUUCAUCAAAGCAGAAAAUAUCCUGGCAGGGAAUUUGGCUUAAACAUGAAAUGUCAUAAAAUUUCUAUUUUAUUUUCU